UUAAAAAUGAGAAGAAAUUUGUCUCCAGGAAGCUCAAACAUGGCACACCAGUUUUGUUGACUCUGUCUAGAUAUUUAAUAAGUGGAGCAAGGGAUUCAAUCGACCAUCCUUCCUACUCACACUGUGGGGAGGGAUUAACUUGGUCAUUUGACCAACUGGCAAGCCCGUCAUUUUACACAGGAGAAAGGCCAUUCACUUGCUCAGAAAGUGGGAAUGGAUUCACUCAGUUAUCUCAAUUGGAAGGUACAAGUUCACACUGGGCAAGGCCAUUCAUCUGUUCUGUGUGUGAGAAAGGAUUCAGUUGGUCUUCCCACCUGUGGACACACCAGUCAGUUCACACCACACUGGGCAGAGGCUGGUCAUCUGCUGAAUUUCUGGGAAAGGAUUCACUCAGUCAUUUGACCUAAUGGCUCACCAGCGAGUUCACACCAGGGAGCGGCCGUUCACCUGCUCAGUCUGUGAUAAGAGAUUCACUCACUCUUCCACCCUAUGGAAACACCAGCGAGUUCAUACUGGGGAGAAGCCAUACACCUGCUCAGUCUGUGGGAAGAGAUUCACUGAGUCAUCCACCCUACUGGUACAUCAGCGAGUUCACACUGGGGAGAAGCCAUUCACCUGCUCUGUCUGUGGGAAGGGAUUUAAUCGGUUAUCCCACCUACAGAGUCACGAGCGAGUUCACACUGGGGAGAGGCCUUUCACCUGCUCAGUAUGUGGGAAGGGAUUCACUGAUCCAUCCAACCUACAGAGACAUCAGCAAGUUCACACUGGGGAGAAGCCGUUCACCUGUUCAGAAUGUGGGAAAGAAUUCACUGAGUUAUCCAAUCUACAGAGUCACCAGCGAGUUCACACUGGGGAGAAGCCAUUCACCUGCUCAGAGUGUGGGAAAGGAUUCCCUGAUUCAUCCACCCUACAGAGUCAUCAGCGAGUUCACACUGGAGAGAAACCGUUCACCUGCUCAGAAUAUGGGAAAGGGUUCACUCAUUUAUCCAACCUACGGAGACACCAGAGAGUUCACACUGGGGAGAAGCCGUUCACCUGCUCAGAAUGUGGGAAAGGAUUUACUGCUUCAUCCACCCUGCAUAGUCACCAGCGAGUUCACACUGGGCAGAAGCCUUUCACCUGCUCAGUCUGUGGGAAAGGAUUCUCUCAUUCAUCCACCCUACAGAAUCAUCAGCGAGUUCACACUGGGGAGAAGCCGUUCACCUGCUCAGUCUGUGGGAAGAGAUUCACUCAGUCAUCCCAAGUACAGAGUCAUCAGCGAGUUCACACUGGGGAGAAGCCGUUCACCUGCUCAGUCUGUGGGAAGGGAUUCACUGAUCCAUCCAACCUACAGAGUCAUCAGCGAGUUCACACUGGGGAGAAGCCAUUCACCUGUUCAGAAUGUGGGAAAGAAUUCACUGAGUUAUCCAACCUACAGAGGCACCAGCGAGUUCACACUGGGGAGAAGCCAUUCAACUGCUCAGAGUGUGGGAAAGGAUUCCCUGAUUCAUCCACCCUACAGAGUCAUCAGCGAGUUCACACUGGAGAGAAACCGUUCACCUGCUCAGAAUGUGGGAAAGGGUUCACUCAUUUAUCCAACCUACGGAGACACCAGAGAGUUCACACUGGGGAGAAGCCAUUUACCUGCUCAGAAUGUGGUAAAGGAUUCAGUGAAUCAUCCACCCUACUGGUACAUCAGCGAGUUCACACUGGGGAGAAGCCGUUCACCUGCUCAGAAUGUGGGAAAGGAUUUACUGCUUCAUCCACCCUGCAUAGUCACCAGCGAGUUCACACUGGGCAGAAGCCUUUCACCUGCUCAGUCUGUGGGAAAGGAUUCUCUCAUUCAUCCACCCUACAGAAUCAUCAGCGAGUUCACACUGGGGAGAAGCCGUUCACCUGCUCAGUCUGUGGGAAGAGAUUCACUCAGUCAUCCCAAGUACAGAGUCAUCUGCGAGUUCACACUGGGGAGAAGCCGUUCACCUGUUCAGAAUGUGGGAAGGGAUUUACUCAGUUAUCCCAACUACUGAGUCAUCAGCGAGUUCACACUGGGGAGAAGCCGUUCACCUGCUCAGUCUGUGGGAAGGGAUUCACUGAUCCAUCCAACCUACAGAGUCAUCUGCGAGUUCACACUGGGGAGAAGCCGUUCACCUGUUCAAAAUGUGGGAAGGGAUUUGCUCAGUCAUCCCAACUACUGAGUCAUCAGCGAGUUCAUACUGAUGAGAGACCAUUCCCCUGCUCAGUCUGUGGAAUGAGAUUCACACAUUCAUCCACCCUACAGAGACACCAGCGAGUUCACACUGGGGAGAAGCCAUUCACCUGCUCAGUCUGUGGGAAGAGAUUCACUCGGUCAUCUGACCUACAGAGUCAUCAUCGAAUUCACACUGGGAAGAAG
Messenger RNA from Hypanus sabinus (Atlantic stingray), 2371 nucleotides. RefSeq names its product gastrula zinc finger protein XlCGF26.1-like. The transcript has a single exon. Gene Ontology annotation, biological process: regulation of transcription by RNA polymerase II. The record is from RefSeq and is a predicted model, not a curated record. The annotation marks the transcript as partial. NCBI's taxonomy places the organism in Eukaryota, Metazoa, Chordata, Chondrichthyes, Myliobatiformes, Dasyatidae. Gene Ontology annotation, molecular function: RNA polymerase II cis-regulatory region sequence-specific DNA binding; DNA-binding transcription factor activity, RNA polymerase II-specific.